AGGCACAACUUCCGGAGAGAGGCGGAAGAGCCUCUGGGCUCUGGACUCCGGAGUCCCGGGACGUUUGAGGGGCUCCCCCGGGGUACAGGAAGGGGUCGCCGGGGUCGGCCGGCUGCAUUCCGGGUGUCGGGGCCGUGAGUCCGAGGGAUGAGGAGGGGCCAUGGCCAGCGACGGGGCCAGGAAGCAGUUCUGGAAGCGCAGCAACAGCAAAGUCCCGGGCAGCAUCCAGCAUGUGUAUGGCGCCCAGCACCCCCCGUUCGACCCACUGUUACAUGGCACCCUGCUCAAGGCCACGCCCAAGGUGCCCACCACACCGGUGAAGGCCAGGAGGACCAGCACCUUCCAGGAGUUUGAGAGCAACACCAGCGACGCCUGGGACGCCAGCGAAGACGACGAUGAGCUUCUGGCCAUGGCGGCCGAGAGCCUGAACACCGAGGUGGUCAUGGAGACGGCCAACCGCGUCCUGCGCAACCACAGCCAGCGGCAGGAGCGCCGCAGGCCGCCCGAGCCUCCCGCGGUGCCGAGCGGUGACCUCCGGCUGGUGAAGUCCGUCAGCGAGAGCCACACAUCCUGUCCUGCAGAAAGUGCCAGCGACGCCGCCCCUUUGCAGAGGUCCCAGUCUCUGCCGCACUCGGUGACCGUCGCACUUGGCGGGACGUCAGACCCCAGCACCCUCAGCAGCUCAGCGUUAAGUGAAAGAGAGGCCUCCCGGCUCGACAAGUUCAAGCAACUUCUGGCCGGUCCCAACACGGACCUCGAGGAAUUGCGGAAGUUGAGCUGGUCCGGAAUCCCUAAGUCGGUUCGUCCGAUUACCUGGAAGCUGCUGUCGGGUUACCUUCCUGCCAACGUGGAGCGAAGACCAGCCACGCUCCAGAGAAAGCAGAAAGAAUACUUUGCGUUCAUCGAGCACUAUUACGACUCCCGGCAUGACGACGCUCACCAGGACACCUACAGGCAGAUCCACAUAGACAUCCCUCGCAUGAGUCCGGAGGCGCUGAUACUUCAGCCCAAAGUGACCGAGAUUUUUGAAAGGAUAUUGUUUAUUUGGGCAAUCCGUCACCCUGCCAGUGGAUAUGUUCAGGGGAUCAAUGACCUCGUCACCCCUUUCUUUGUCGUCUUCAUGUGCGAACACAUAGAGGAGGAGGACGUGGAUGCCGCCGACGUCUCCCGCGUGCCCACCGACGUGCUGCGUAACGUGGAGGCCGACACGUACUGGUGCAUGAGCAGGCUGCUGGACGGUAUUCAGGACAACUAUACCUUUGCCCAGCCUGGGAUUCAAAUGAAGGUGAAAAUGUUGGAAGAGCUGGUGAGCCGGAUUGACGAGCAAGUGCACCGGCACCUGGAGCAGCACGAGGUGCGUUACCUGCAGUUCGCCUUCCGCUGGAUGAACAACCUGCUGAUGAGGGAGGUGCCCCUCCACUGCACCAUCCGCCUGUGGGACACCUACCAGUCCGAGCCUGAGGGCUUCUCCCACUUCCACUUGUACGUGUGCGCUGCUUUCCUGGGGAGGUGGAGGAAGGAGAUUCUAGAAGAGCGGGAUUUCCAGGAGCUGCUGCUUUUCCUUCAGAACCUGCCCACGGCCCACUGGGGCGAUGAAGACAUCAGCCUGCUGCUGGCGGAGGCCUACCGCCUGAAGUUUGCUUUCGCGGACGCCCCCAAUCACUACAAGAAGUGAGCCAGGGCCAGCACAGCCGUGGCUGCGGGCCGGUGGCCAAGGAGACGCCUUGUUGGAGCGGCCUGCCCUCCAGGGGGCUGGCCAGGCCCGGGCGCAGGGGAGGGCCGGGGCCUGGCCGGGGGCGCCUCUGUUGCCUGAGAUACCAAAGAGAGCCAGGGGAGGGUCCUGGCCGCUCAGGGGGCCAGAGGUGGGCGGGCAUCUCCCUCCCUGUCCCCGGAGCGUCCUUGCCAAAUGACCACCUCCUGGAGCCCCCAGGACGCGGCAGCCCGAGAGCCAGACCCUCUGGGAGAGGCCUGCUGUCUGGUGCCAGGGGCAGAAGGAGGUGGUGGCCAUCUCAUACCUGCUUUGAAAUGCAAAAAUUCUAUUCUGUUGAGUGAAAGAGAAUAAAAUAUAGACAAAAUAAGAA
This is a messenger RNA of Panthera uncia (snow leopard), 2081 nucleotides long. It is a transcript of the gene TBC1D22A, whose product is annotated as TBC1 domain family member 22A. Gene Ontology annotation, molecular function: GTPase activator activity. The record is from RefSeq and is a predicted model, not a curated record. Gene Ontology annotation, biological process: activation of GTPase activity. NCBI's taxonomy places the organism in Eukaryota, Metazoa, Chordata, Mammalia, Carnivora, Felidae. Bases 161 to 1675 code for a protein of 504 amino acids. The transcript is spliced from 13 exons.